Molecule: messenger RNA, 336 nt
Organism: Lithohypha guttulata
Lineage: Eukaryota; Fungi; Ascomycota; Eurotiomycetes; Chaetothyriales; Trichomeriaceae
Exons: 2
Coding region: 1-336 (111 amino acids)
Source: RefSeq, a predicted model, not a curated record
AUGUUGACGUCUGGCUUCGCCCAGGAUGAUUCGUGCUCAGAUGAUGGUAAUGACGAGGUCUCUGUAACGAUAACAGAUACCUUCGAUCAGAGACUGAACCGUCUCGAAGCAAUCUUGCCACGAGCCAAAGCAUACAAUGACUGGAGCAGAAAUUGGUAUGAGAACAAGGUGUUGGCCACUGAAGCUAUCAAGGAUCAAGCAAGAGCUAGACAUCUGAGGUACAUCCACUACGAUGUCAUCGUUGAGGACGCCGAGCAACAAGUUGAGGCUGCUGUGAGAGUCGGAAUGCAGCUUGAUGAAGUCAGGCCUCGCCUGGGUCUGAGAUGGGUGGUAUAG